AUGGCGGCGCCCUCUCAGGCUUCAGCGCGCUUGAUGUUGACGUCAAAUCCUUUUCCGGUGGAUACCCGGAAGUGGCGCCGUCGCCCAUGGAGGCGCCCGGGCAGACGCCGCGGCGGAGCGGCCGGAGCCUCCGCUCCCGGGGAUGACGUGCUGCUCUCCGGACUGAUGGCGUCGGGCGCGACGAGCCGCUCCGAGGACGAGGAGUCUCUGGCGGGGCAGAAGCGGGGCUCGGGCCAGGCCUCGGGAGCCAUCCCCAAGCGCCGCAGCUCCUCGCGGUUCAUCAAGCGGAAGAAGUUUGACGAUGAGCUGGUAGAGAGCAGCCUCGCCAAGUCCUCCAGCCGGGCCAAGGGCGCCGGUGGGGUAGAGCCCGGGCGCUGCUCGGGCAGCGAGCCUUCCUCCAGUGAGAAGAAGAAGGUCUCCAAGUCGGUGUCCACCCCCAUCGCGCCCAGCCCGGUCCCGACCCCCGGCCUCGCCAAGCGGAUGAAGAAGAGCAAACAGUCCCUGCAGGUGACGAAGGACCUGGGUCGCUGGAAACCCGCCGACGACCUGCUGCUCAUCAACGCCGUGCUGCAGACCAACGACUUGACCUCCGUGCACUUGGGCGUGAAGUUCAGCUGCCGCUUCAACCUGCGGGAGAUCCAGGAGCGCUGGUACGCGCUCCUCUACGACCCCAUCAUCUCCAAACUCGCCUGCCAGGCCAUGAGGCAGCUGCACCCCGAGGCCAUCGCCGCCAUCCAGAGCAAAGUGCUCUUCAGCAAAGCCGAGGAGCAGCUCCUCACCAAGGUGGGAUCGACCAGCCAGCCCACCCUCGACACCUUCCAGGAGCUGCUCCACAAACACCCCGACGUCUUCUACCCCUCACGCACCCCCAAGGCCCUGCAGCUCCACUGGCAGCUCAUGAAGCAGUACUACCUGCUGGACGACCAGACUGGUGAGGCUCUGGGAGGGUCCCCUCAUUAA
Molecule: messenger RNA, 960 nt
Organism: Calidris pugnax (ruff)
Lineage: Eukaryota; Metazoa; Chordata; Aves; Charadriiformes; Scolopacidae
Gene: MCRS1
Product: microspherule protein 1
Exons: 8
Coding region: 1-960 (319 amino acids)
Biological process (GO): positive regulation of transcription by RNA polymerase II
Cellular component (GO): Ino80 complex; MLL1 complex; NSL complex
Molecular function (GO): G-quadruplex RNA binding
Source: RefSeq, a predicted model, not a curated record